Molecule: messenger RNA, 957 nt
Organism: Venturia canescens
Lineage: Eukaryota; Metazoa; Arthropoda; Insecta; Hymenoptera; Ichneumonidae
Exons: 3
Coding region: 197-784 (195 amino acids)
Source: RefSeq, a predicted model, not a curated record
CGAUUCGAAUGCUUCCUCAGGCUUCGCGGUAUUCCAGAAAAUUCUCAGUGCUACAAGUGUUACAAGUUUUUAUACAUUUUUUGCUGACGCUUCCACAGUGUCGAGCACAGUUUCAGCGCGUUUGUGUUGCUUUCGUUCGCCCGAAGCUGCUCCUCCUCGUUCCUUGGUUUCUCGUCCACGAUUAUUGAUUGUUGAAAUGCAGCAAUCAUUCAGUCCCGGUGUUUUAGUUUACUUGGCGCUGUUCGCCAGCUGGGGAGCCCUCGUCGGACUUCUCAUCAACGAUUUUUGUUGGGAAUCUACUUUCGGGAAGGGCCAAGUGGACUCGAGCGAUUCUGAGGCACCCACGAACGACGGCGUGAUUUUAAUGGUGUGGGAUCCACAGCUCGUCUCGGAUUCGGACUCGAAUCCCGUGACGACCAAAAAUCUAAUCGAAGCACAACCGACGCAGCAAAGCAACCUGCUCGCGGAUGACCUUCAGCAAGAUAUUAUUGAUAUGAUCAGGAUGCUCGAUUUUAUCGGUUUGCUUCAUGACGCCGCUAAAGACGUCGAUUCGGACCACGCUCGGGAUGGCAAUGUUACCGGCGCCUACGUAAAAAUUCCUGCUAUUCGGGAAAAGGGAAAAGGCGCCAGAGGACCGGAGCUUCCGGAAGAAUAUAUCAAUCCUUUUCCGACACGCCCCGUUACAAGCGCACUGAGAGAACACCGACAGUCUCUGAAUCCAUUGACAGUGCAAUUUGAGCAUGGGCUCAACGACGACACGAAUCCGAGUGGAAAAAAGCUUUGAAAAGCCACCUGGAAGCUUCUCGAAGCUCGCAAGAAUCCUGGUAAAAACUAAUGUCAAUAGUGAUAGCCAGAAUAAUUUAAUUACUAAGGAAAGAUAUAUUUUUAUUGAAAUUGCUAAUUCUCAUUCCUGUUCGAAUUUUCCGUGAAAUAAAAAUUGUACAAUUUUCUUUGCUA